GGAGUUGUUUACUGGGACACCGCUGCGAACGCAGCAGACAGGAGACACUAGCUCUGAGUCCGCUUGCAGCUUCUCUCCUCUGCCCCAGUGCCCGGAGCCUGACAUUAGAAAGCAGCCCAGGAGAGAAUCCACUCCCAGAAGCCGAUUUCCUGUGUCACCUUUUGAUGAGUGUUCGUGGGCUCUGGCCUUGGUUUUCGUCCCCCUGCAAUCGGCAGAAGAAAUGGCUAUCUCCAGGCUGUGGCGGAGCAACUGCCUGCCCUUCGUGGGUAUCAUGAUCCUCGCGGCUGUGAUCCUCUCUCUGAUGCUCUACGCGCUCCUCUGGAAGGCUGGCAACCUCGCCGACCUGCCUAACCUGAGGAUAGGCUUCUACAACUUCUGUCUGUGGAAGGAGGACACUGGCUCCCUACAGUGUUACAACUUUCCUGAGCUGGAAGCGCUGGGGGUUCCUCAGGUUGGCCUAGCCCUGGCCAGGCUCGGUGUGUACGGAGCCCUGGUCCUCAUGAUCUUUGUCCCUCUGCCUCUCCUCCUUGCCCAGUGCAACGGCGAUAAAGGAGAGUGGCAGCUGGCAGUGGGCUUCCUGGUGGCAUCGUCCGUCCUGCUGGCCAGCGGACUGAGCCUCUUCCUCUCCUACGUGUGGAAGUGGGUCAGGCUCGCCUUGCUGGGGCCCGGCUUUCUAGCCCUGUGCUUAGCCCAGGCCUUGCUCAUCUUCCUGCUUAUGGCCACAGUUAUGCUUCCUCCACGGGAAAAGAAGGACAAGAGCAAGUGGGAGAGCUGUUAGUCCAAC
Messenger RNA from Chionomys nivalis (European snow vole), 784 nucleotides. RefSeq names its product transmembrane protein 140 (gene Tmem140). Bases 221 to 778 code for a protein of 185 amino acids. The record is from RefSeq and is a predicted model, not a curated record. Lineage: Eukaryota; Metazoa; Chordata; Mammalia; Rodentia; Cricetidae. The transcript is spliced from 2 exons.